Dendrobium catenatum is the source of this 1872-nucleotide messenger RNA. Its product is annotated as ABC1 family protein C21C3.03, mitochondrial-like. The annotation marks the transcript as partial. The transcript has 6 exons. The record is from RefSeq and is a predicted model, not a curated record. Lineage: Eukaryota; Viridiplantae; Streptophyta; Magnoliopsida; Asparagales; Orchidaceae.
AUGAAGCAGUCGCACUCAUCACCUCCUGCUUCGGACCAACAUUCGCUUGAUUUUGGCUGUGAGGACCUACUUAAUAUUGCAUGCAGAACCUUCACUUUGAGGCCCUUCAACCCUUACUUCGUUCACGCGAGCUCACCCAUUGCACGUGGCCUGUACAUUUUGCUCGUUAUCUUCUGUAUCGUCGGUGAAGCUCCAAGUCACAACUUUGAACGCACACUCACAAUGUUUGUAAUUUUUCGCUGGUACAUACACUCACUUGAGGCCCUGAUUGCUUCGCCGCACACCAUCUUGACGCUGAGUGAACAUUUCGCGCACACUCGUGGGAACUAUCCGCACCGGACACUGAAGUUCUGCCAAAAAUGCUAUCUUCUGCUGUCGUGGGGGUGGUUUAUGAAGGAUUCCGAUGCUCCGCCUCGUAGCGAAUCACGGAGGUUAUGGCGUUUGGAGGUGAUAGGAAGGAAACAGCGGAAGAAAAAAUGUUCUUACGGAGAUCUAGUGGAAAAGGAGAACUUCUGGAUCGGCACUGGCAUCAGAACUUGCUACAACUGUCUCAUUGGUUACCCUUCUGGAGGUUCAGUGUUCUCACCAGUUGGUAGGAUUGCAUGUACCUUGAGCUUGGCCUUGACGAGAUUCCAUGUUAUUUCCGGGCUUCUUGCUUUUGGUGUUGGGGAGUUAGAAUGGGUUCAGAAGACUCGAGCGGAUGGGAAUUUCUUUUCUGCGGGGAAUGGUCUUUAUACAGGCACACAGGAUGGACGUUUGUAUCUAUCUUCGAUUUUCUAUUCAUUAAUAGAAGGUGUUAUUCUAAUCUUCCGAGCAGUGUACUUGGCAGUUCUGUUUUUGCCAUCCAUUUUGAUGGCUCCAUUCGCAGAUACCUUUGGUGUUGAAUUCAGAAAGAAAUGGAUUUAUCUUGUCCAUAUCACUCUUGAACAAGCAGGGCCAGCUUUCAUAAAAUGGGGACAGUGGGCAGCCACGCGACCAGAUCUCUUUCCUAAUGACCUCUGCACGGCACUUUCAGAACUGCACAGCAAAGCUCCUGCUCAUAGCUUCACCUACAGUAAGAUUACUAUUGAAAAAGCAUUUGGUCGGAAGCUUUAUGAGAUCUUUGAGCAGUUUGAGGAAGUACCUGUGGCAUCUGGUAGCAUAGCACAAGUGCAUCAAGCUUCUCUGAUGUUUCAGUAUCCAGGUCAGAGGCUGAGUAAACCUAUUUCAGUUGCAGUGAAGGUUAGGCAUCCUGGGGUGGGUGAGUCUAUAAAGAGGGAUUUCACAAUUAUUAAUUUUUUCGCAAAACUUUCAAGCUACAUCCCUGCUCUUAACUGGUUACGACUGGAUGAAAGUGUUCGUCAGUUUGCAGUGUUCAUGAUGUCCCAAGUAGAUCUUUCAAGGGAAGCUGCUUAUUUGAGUAGGUUUAUAUACAAUUUUCGCAGGUGGAAGGAUGUGUCUUUCCCAAAACCCCUUUACCCUCUUGUGCAUCCUGCGGUUCUUGUGGAGACAUUUGAGCCUGGAGACUCUGUGGCUCGCUAUAUUGAUGACCUUGAUGGCAACACACGCCUUAAAAGAGAUCUUGCACAUAUUGGUACACAUGCACUCCUCAAGAUGCUUUUGGUGGAUAAUUUCAUCCAUGCAGACAUGCAUCCUGGAAAUAUCCUUGUUAGAGUGCCCCAAAGAAAACGGUCAAGAAAAAGAAUCUUUAGAACGAAACCUCAUAUCAUCUUUCUUGAUGUUGGCAUGACUGCCGAGCUCUCUAAAAGUGAUCGUCGUAACUUGUUGGAAUUCUUUAAGGCUGUUGCUCUCCGAGAUGGACGCACAGCUGCAGAAUGCACAUUGAGAUUGUCAAGAAGGCAAAGUUGUCCUGACCCAAAGGCCUUUAUUGAG